ACUGUCGUUGCUCUGCUGUAGACGUGUAAUUUCCCGUAGAUAAUCAUAAGCACGCUGGCUGCACUGGGCAACUAAUUUCUCUUAAAAACCCAUAGAGACUGCAGGUAUUUUUCAAAUAAGGAGUGGCGAUUGCAGAUAAAAACAUUUUAUGAACAUCGCUGACAUCGCUGAACAUCACUGACAGAGCAUGAGCUGAGCAUCAUUCCCUGAUAUAAUUUACACGACUGUCGGUGUUCUUGGAUGUGCUGAGCGGUUGCUAGGCGAGGAGAGAGCCUCAACUUGGGCAGCGGGCUUUGUGAGCGUUCGCAGAAUCCAAUACGUGCUGUAGCUGUGCAUAGCAAUCGUUUCUACGAGCAAGUUUUUAUUUAGGCCCUAGCAUAGUUUAUUUCUGUAUCAUCGUCAUCAUGUCUUCACAUCAUUGGGAGGCUGUUCGAAGGCAACGUGUUUUUGAUAAAAGAGAAGAAGCACAAAGAAGGACAGAGGAACAGAAAAAGGAACUUGCUGAAAAGAAUCGCAGGGAGCAGGAGGAGCUGGCUAAAGGAAGUCAGUCAGCAUCAUACCAUCGUCAGAUGUUGGACUCACGAGGGCAGGGUCAGUGUAAUCACCCUACAUUGGAUGAACAGAGAAGACUAGAACAUCAGGAGGUUCUUAAAGAGCACUUUCUUAGGUCAAGAUUACGCUACAACGAUACUGACUGUGCUCAGCAAUGGUAGAUACGAUUGCUACAACACAACCAAGACAACUUAAAAACAAGCUUUGUUAAUAUGUUAACAAGUGGAGAGAAAAUGACGACAUGCAAGAGAAAGAGUUGGUACUAAAGUGAAAUAAACCUGUGCAUGUUAUUAUCUAAAGCACAAUAAUGGUUAUAUUACUGAAAAGAACAUUACAGACAGAGAAAUUAUACCUGUGCACAAAUAUUGUGGACUGUUAUUCAGUGUAUGAGACGGGUUGAUUUCAGUUAGCCAAGGCUGAACAGGAUUGUUUUCAUUAAGAUGAUAUAAUACAGCCUUUAUAUUAGAUGAUGUAAACAGUAAUAAUCUUAUUCUUUUUAUCCUAAACAAAUUUUAAUAUUUCGAGUACAAAAUAUGAACCAAAUUAAGGAAAAUUGUAAAGAUAAGUUUUAAAGCAGGCCCAAACUUUAUGACUUUUUUAGUUUACAAAUAUUUACGAUCACUUGAUUAAACCCCUCAAACAAAUAUGAUUUUGAAUUUGAUAAUGAAUAUGUAAGUUUUACAAGUUUGUCACAUCAAGUUGAUUAAACUUAUUAAAAAUCAUCUCGGAAAUUAAUUUGUAUCGUAUGUUGUGUGGAAUAUUAAUGUAGAAUUCUAUGAAUAUAAUCUUCUACAUAAUUAUUGAUUGUGCCAUUUUGCAAUUGUGUGAUGAUGUUAAGAUUUUUUUGUAUUUUUUUGUCUUUUUUAAGUGGCCAGUAGUGCAUGUGGGAUAAUUGUUUUUGUUAUUUGCACCUGUCUCCUUGUAUAUCAAACUAUGCAUGAAUAGUUUCUAUUUCCUUUCAUAUAAUAAUUUCUUACCAACUAUGCAGACAAAUAUUGCAGUAUUUAUGUGGAGAUGUUUUAGAGUUAUUCUACCAUGUACAUCUAUAUGGUAAUUAUCAAGUUUUUUUGGAAUGGAUGUAGAAAAACUUUGACCUUAUUGUAAUGGUGUAUACAGUAUGUCUCUUAGUAGAAGCCUAUUUGGUUUGGUGCAGAGUAAUUUGAGGCUAUAUAUGUUUUGGUCAGGUAUGGUGUUGUGCUGGAAUUCAAAGGGGGGAACUUAUCACUUUUCUGGCAAUUUUACAAAGUGACUAAUGGAUCUAUGGCUAUAAUUACUCACAAAACAGUAUUGUAUUCAAUAAUCUUAUGCACUCAUAUGCCUGGUAUCUACAUCAUGUACUUUAUGUAAAGUUGCUUGCACCCCAGGUGUAUUAUGCAGUCACAUGUGUAUGAAAUAAGGUAACUUUGCUUUAAAAAUAAAAAAUUCUAGAGUCAUUGAAAAUUAUCUUAGAUACAUGUAGACGGCAGGUGCAAUUGCAUGAUAUGAAUGGUAGCCUUCCAUGAUACUUGUUGGCUGCAUAACCCAGAAGUAAUAAAUGGGUUAAAGAAUGAUCGAUCAAUACAAAUACAUAUUUUUCUUUGAGUUUGAAAUAUUUAAAUGAAGAUUUCACAAGGCAAAGUUAUUUAGUAGUCCAGCUCGUGCUAAUGAAAUUUGAAUUAAUUUAUCAGCAUAUAAUGAUAGCAAUAAAAUGAAAUUAAGAUUUUUACAAAAAAUUGAUAGAGUGUCAGUGCUACAUAUAUAUGCAACUAUGAAUUUACAUUUUGAUGUUAUGCUAUGUGUAAUCGCUACCUAUAUUCCGUCCAUCUUUGUGCAUUAUUUGUCAUAUGUUCACAAUUAUUUUUGUUGUUGCCAUUCUGUAUUUGAUUGUUCAUUUUUUUGACAUGUACCGGUAAUCAUUUUCUGAAUCUUGUAUCAUUGAUGCCUUAUGCCGUUGCACAAUGAGUUAUUUGGUCAGUUAUCAACUAAGGCAUAUCUUUCCUUUAGCUUGUCAAUCUUAUUGGAAAUUCUAUUGGUGACCGACGGUCUUCUCUCCAAUUUUGAGUGAUUAUCUCUUGAGAUGUCAUAGGUUGUGUUCAGGGACCCGUUUCACAAAGGUCUUUUCAAUGACAAAUUACAGAAAUCAGUGUCUAAUCUGCUGCUAACCAAUCAGAAGCAAGGAUUUCACUAGCUUUUAACAGAAACGGUCAUUUGUCAUUGAUGACAAGUUUUGUGAAAUGGGGCCCUGGAUGAACAAGAGCUGAUAUGAAGGGAAACGGGACAACGCCGCCAACAUACCAUUAAUUGAGUAAUUGAUCGAUGCAUUCAUUCAUUCAAUCAUUGAUUUAAACAUUCAGUCUUUCUUCUUUCUUUUUUUGGAGGGAGGGGGGGGGGGGGUCAUAUGUUCAAUACAUGUAAAAUAGGCCUAUACGGAACAUUUUUGGUACAUGCCCAAUAAUUUAAAUGUUUUUACAUACAUUUUGCAGAGCAUACCCCUAGCCUCACGACAAAGUAGGUAACUGAUGGGCGACUCGAUGCCCAUGACAAGUUUAAUGGCAUAUCCUCACUGUUGUCUUUUUUCCUUCAUUUUUCAAACUUCUUUAGUUUAUAUCUUUCUCACUCAUUUCUAAUGCAAAAACUAUCAUAUUAUAAUUGUCGUUUGAAUUGAUGUCAAUUUCAAGAUAUAUGCAGUAUACUGGAAAUGGGUAAUAAAUGUAUUUGUGUAUGUAUACUACAACA
Messenger RNA from Strongylocentrotus purpuratus (purple sea urchin), 3267 nucleotides. Its product is annotated as outer spore wall assembly protein SHE10-like. Bases 405 to 713 code for a protein of 102 amino acids. NCBI's taxonomy places the organism in Eukaryota, Metazoa, Echinodermata, Echinoidea, Camarodonta, Strongylocentrotidae. The transcript has 3 exons. The record is from RefSeq and is a predicted model, not a curated record.